Messenger RNA from Lactuca saligna, 516 nucleotides. The record is from the annotation of a GenBank genome assembly. Lineage: Eukaryota; Viridiplantae; Streptophyta; Magnoliopsida; Asterales; Asteraceae.
AUGUGGUUGUCCUCUUCAUCUAAAGCAAAGGUAGUUGUGAUCAAAUCUCAGUUGAGGAGUCUUCCAAAAUAUCAAGAAGAUCAGGAACAUCUAGAGAGGGUUUUAUCUGGAGGUAUCACCUUCCUCUCUUUUUCUUCUAUCGACACCACCGUUUCCUCGUUCUUUCAUUCUCCGGCGUUCAACAAUCCUCUGCGUUUCCUUCUUCCUCUGUUAGGUAUUUUAAAUUAUGCUAAGAUUCUUCAGUUUGGUUCACCGUCAUCAUCGAUCAAGAAAAAGAGUACAAGUCUUUCUCUUCUGAUUUCUAGAUUGUCACCUAAUAGAAGGCACCCAUCAAACGAAGAUGAUUGGUCAAGCAAUAGAUUUUUAGAGAUUGAAAAUUGAUUUUUGGGGGCAUAAGGAAAGUAAGCUUGAAUCUUAAUCAAAUGAGGAUACUUCCAAGAGGAUAUGAUGGGAUUAUCUUACUUCAUGUUGAAUCAAUCAAAAAAAGAUACUGAAUAUUGCACAAAAAACACCUUC